Messenger RNA from Mangifera indica (mango), 1122 nucleotides. Its product is annotated as transcription factor ORG2-like. The record is from RefSeq and is a predicted model, not a curated record. The transcript has 3 exons. Lineage: Eukaryota; Viridiplantae; Streptophyta; Magnoliopsida; Sapindales; Anacardiaceae. Gene Ontology annotation, biological process: regulation of transcription by RNA polymerase II. Gene Ontology annotation, cellular component: RNA polymerase II transcription regulator complex. The coding region runs from base 59 to 763 and encodes 234 amino acids. Gene Ontology annotation, molecular function: DNA-binding transcription factor activity, RNA polymerase II-specific; protein dimerization activity; RNA polymerase II transcription regulatory region sequence-specific DNA binding.
AACAAACUUGGUUUCAAAUAUUGAAUCCGAAGCUAGCAAUAGCAUAUAAAAAAAAAAAAUGUCUGCAGUGUAUCCAGUUUUACAAAGUUUGGGGUGGCCCUUAGAAGAAGUAACAAGGCAGCAGCAGCAGCAGCAGCACAAGUACAUGUGUGGAGACACUGACACUACUGAUUCAAUCCCUUAUGGGUCUGCGUGGGGAGACCCAUCUAAUUCUAUGGCUAAGAAGCUCUAUCACAAUGCCAGCGAGCGUGAUCGUCGAAAAAGGAUCAACACUUUGUAUUCCUCGCUCCGUUCAUUACUUCCUCCUUCGGAUCAAGCAAAGAAAUUAAGCAUUCCCACCACAGUUUCACGAGUACUAAAUUACAUACCAGACCUCCAACAGCAAGUGGAAAGACUUAUUCAAAAGAAGGAAGAGCUCUUGUCAAGGAUAUCCAAACAAGGGGCUCUUAUUCAUCAAGAAGACCAAAUGAAAAACUCUGCUGCCAACUCUUUAUCUUCCAUAUCGGCAACUCGCCUAAAUGAUAAUGAAGUUGUCAUCCAUAUUUCUACAUAUGCGCUACAUAAAUGCCAUUUAUCUCGAAUCUUGUUUAGUUUAGAGGAGGAUGGCCUUCGUCCUAUCAAUGCUUCUUCGUUUGAAUCCUUUGGAGGAAGAGUCUUUUACAAUUUACAUCUUCAGGUGGAAAGAAGCUAUAAGUUGGAUUCUGAAGUUUUAAGUGAUAAACUAUUGUCGUUAUACAAGAACAGGGAAGAGAUGUGUUUUUAAAAUUAAUUUUGGAUGUAAAUACUGUAUAUUAUACAUACAUAAAUGCAUACAUACAUAUAUAAAUAUAUGUAUGUAUGUAUGUAUGUAUGUAUGUAUUAGCUCCUCUAGCAAGUACUGAAGAUGACAAGAGCAAUCACAUGAAGGUUUUUGUAAUACACGAGAAGGGUGAAGGCAUCUCUUGAUUCAUGGAUAUUUCAUAUGAUGUUCUGUUAACUCAGUUGCUGGAUGAAUAUUUUUUCCUUUUGAAAAGAAAAAAACUGUACAAAGAGAAUAAUUUAUGGUUUUGUCAAUUAAUCUGGAAUGUAAAGAAGAAAGCAAAAGCUUAAAAUGUGUCAAUAAACCUGAUCCCUAUGUAUUUA